CAUUGAAACGAAUUCGUGAACAGAGGAACAAGUUACAUUUCAUGUUAAAUCUGAGAAAAUGAUUUGUAUACUGGUUUGGUUCUUUAACAUUGGAGUUUGUUUGGGGCGUUGUGACAGCCGAAGCCUGUCUGAGCUUCUAGCCCCACCCCCUCUCCUGUUCCAAGUAAACAAUACGGAAGUUGCCCAGAACUCUGCCUAUCAACAAGAAAGACGACAGAAAGGGUGAAGUCUUCCUGAACGAGACAUUAGCGAUGAUGGGGCCACUCAGCAAGGCGGACUGAGGGGGAUCUGCCUAGAUGUUUUUCCCGUUCUAGUUUCCUUUCUUUUCACCAUUUUUGCUCUUUCAUGAGCACCCGCAUUUCAGAGGAGCACCAUCAUUUCAGAGGAGCACCAUCGUCAGAAUGACUGUCUCUUUCAACCUUUGUGUCAUCAACAUUUUGUUUGUAACUGCCUACAGCAGCCUGGAGCUGGUCUCCAGUACUGGUUUCUUCUCUCUCCCAGCUCAUUGUGGACGAUCUCCCCAAGUCCUGGAGGCUGCGAGAGGAGAGAUCAGAAGCUUUGUGCACCACAGCUCGUCCUACCGCCUUCGGCCCUUCUACUGUAGUUGGAUUAUCAAGGCACAUGUAGGAGAGCCUGUUAUUCUCAGUUUCUCCCAGUUUUCCACACGGUGUAAGAAGGAAUGGGUCUCGGUGACAUCAUCGGCUGGCAAGCCCAUUACCCUCUGUGGUUCCGACCUGCCAAAACCCAUGGAGUUGAUGGGGGGAAACAUUACAGUGACGCACCACUUCCUGCCACACUUAUUGCCUGUGUCUGCGUUCCGCCUGGGCUAUGUCAGAGACUCCGGUGACUGUACGGGUGUGGACUUUGAGUGUUUGGGCGGGCGCUGCCUGCCCCUGUCGUGGCGUUGUAACGGCCGGGUGGAGUGCCUGGGUGAAGGGGUGGGCCUGGGCAUAGACGAGCAAGACUGUGAUGGAGCGAUGAAGAUCCUGAACCUGGAUCCUGAGCAUGGCAAAACAGUGGUGGCCAUCGCCACGCCAGAGUCCUACAGGGCGCGGGAGACAGGAAGAGAGAAGAACAGGGGGAGUAACAGCAGAGGGAGGGAUUGGGAAACAGUAGGGAAGGCACCGGGCGAGCUGGAGAAAGAGGAGGAGGAGACAGAGAAGCAAGUAGACGAGGAUGGGGACCACACCAAGGAAAAGGAGCCAGCCAAUCCUAUAUAUGACUUCUGGCAGUUCCAGCCUCGUGGACUCCCCAGCCACCAGCCUCACAGAGCCCACCCCAGUGUGACCCGGGCCCCCAUUGAGUGGCCCUGCGGGGGCCUGCUCCAGACCUUCUAUGGGACGUUCGCCCCUCCUUCCAUCAGGGGCCCCCCUCUGUACUGUGUGUGGACCCUGGACCCCCAGGGCUCUAGGCCUCUGAAGCUGGACCUGCGGCUGCUGGAGCUGGGGCCUGGAGACACGGUCACCAUCACUGACAGACAGCAGGGCACCGGGGAACUCCUCAAAGCUAUCACCAGCGCGUCCAAUUACAAGGCCCUCUGGGUCGAGUCCCUGACCGGCCUCCUCUCCCUGACCUAUCGUACGCUCCCCGGCUCUGAGGGGCUGGGCUUCAACGCCACCUACCGUGUCGGGGGCUACUGCCCCCCCUGGGAAGGUAAAUGUGGGGGUGCCGCGGGAGGCUGCUACACCCAGGAACAGAAGUGUGACGGGCACUGGGACUGUCCCGAGACGGGACGUGACGAAGCAGGGUGCAGGGGAUGUCCCCGGGACCAGUUUGCCUGUGGAGUGGCUGGGCAGAGGGCGCUGCUGGCGGGGCAUAGCUUCCUAGGGCGUCCGGUGUGUUUCCCUGCCAAGGAGAGGUGUAAUUACCAGCUGUACUGUUCUGAUGGGAGCGAUGAGAGGGACUGUUCUAUAUGUCAACCUGGGACCUUCCACUGCGACAGUGACAGGUGUGUGUUUGAGAGCUGGCGCUGUGACGGCCAGCUGGACUGUAAGGACGGGACAGACGAGCUGAACUGCACCGUGACCCUGCCUCCCAAGGUCAUCACCUGCGGGGGCCUCCUCCAGACCUUCUAUGGGACGUUCGCCCCUCCUUCCAUCAGGGGCCCCCCUCUGUUCUGUGUGUGGACCCUGGACCCCCAGGACUCUAGGCCUCUGAAGCUGGACCUGCGGCUGCUGGAGCUGGGGCCUGGAGACACGGUCACCAUCACUGACAGACAGCAGGGCACCGGGGAACUUAUCAAAACUAUCACUAAUGCGUCCAAUUACAAGGCCAUCCAGGUCGAGUCCCGCACCGGCCUCCUCUCCCUGACCUAUCGUACGCUCCCCGGCUCUGAGGGGCUGGGCUUCAACGCCACCUACCGUGUCGGGGGCUACUGCCCCCCCUGGGAAGGUAAAUGUGGGGGUGCCGCGGGAGGCUGCUACACCCAGGAACAGAAGUGUGACGGGCACUGGGACUGUCCCGAGACGGGACGUGACGAAGCAGGGUGCAGGGGAUGUCCCCGGGACCAGUUUGCCUGUGGAGUGGCUGGGCAGAGGGCGCUGCUGGCGGGGCAUAGCUUCCUAGGGCGUCCGGUGUGUUUCCCUGCCAAGGAGAGGUGUAAUUACCAGCUGUACUGUUCUGAUGGGAGCGAUGAGAGGGACUGUUCUAUAUGUCAACCUGGGACCUUCCACUGCGACAGUGACAGGUGUGUGUUUGAGAGCUGGCGCUGUGACGGCCAGGUGGACUGUAAGGACGGGACAGACGAGCUGAACUGCACCGUGACCCUGCCUCGGAAGGUCAUCACCGCGGCAACCGUUGGCAGCCUGGUCUGCGGGCUGUUGCUGGUCAUCGCUAUGGGUUGCACCUGCAAGCUCUACUCACUGCGCACUCGAGAAUACAGUAUGUUUGCUCCAAUCAGCCGCCAAGAGGCGGCGCUGAUCCAGCAGCAGGCUCCUCCCUCCUACGGUCAGCUGAUUGCCCAGGGCGUCAUCCCUCCAGUGGAGGACUUCCCCACAGAGAACCCCAACGAGUCUUCCUCUCUUACUCUGAGAGGUAUCCUCCAGCUCCUCAGACAGGACACCGCCAACACUCAACGUCGCCGUCGCCGGCCCCGAUUCGUCCGCCGGGCUGUCCGUCGCAUGCGGAGGUGGGGCUUAAUCCCUAGACCCGCCUCCAGGCCCUCCCAGCCUUCCAGUUCUGCCCCCCAGCAGACAGAUCCCACCUCUACUGGUGUAGAGCCCAGUCAAUCAACUCCCGCAACUUCCUCAUUGGCUGUGGAAGCCGUCAAUCUGCCAUUGCCACAGAAACUAGGCUUGCUCCCUCAGACGGUGCAGCACCCACCAAUACCGCCGCCUCCCGCCUCCCUCCCUCCACCCCUCGUCUCUAUCCCAGCCACCCCCCAGAGCUUCCCUGUGGCUGCCCCUCCCACCUCCAGUAGCCCCUCCCUAGCCUCGCUCUUCCACUCUCUGGGGCGCGGUAUCUCUCGCUUCCGCGCCUCCCCGUUCUCCUCCCCCCCCACCAACUCCCUGCCCCUCUCCACAUCCCCCUCUUUCUCCUCCUCUUCGGAGGAUGAGGUGCUGCUUAUCCCCCUCUCGGAGGACAUGACCUCGGAGGAUGACGUCCCCCUGCUAACCCUUGACCCCUGACCUUAUCCAAACCCCACUGCCACCCCCCCUCCCUAAAUUAUGUGCACAGUGCUCGCGCACAGGAGCACCUCAAGGCUCUCCCCCUCUCUGUGCUGAUGUAGUGCCUUUUGAAUUACAUUGGGUUGGUUUUGACUGACUGUAGAAAUCUAGUAUUCAAUGCUUUUAUGUUAUUGAGCGUGGGACCUCCUUGAGAAAGUGUGUACGUGUGCCUGCCUCCGCGUGCGUGUAGUCAUGAAUGUGUGUAGUCUGAAAGUGGUGAACUUUGCACAGAGAAUCUUCCUCCCGAAUCCUCAUGCUCUAAUAUAUCAGCUACUGUCAAAUGAGUGGUUUUGUUUUUAACACAUGAACGAGCUUGUCUUUGUGACUUGUGUGUGUGACUACGUCAUGUGUGUUUUAGUAUUUAUGAGGGUGAGUAUAGGGCGGCAGUGUAAGGCUAUGGAAGAUGUUCUAAUAUUAAGUGCCUUGUUUAGAAGCUUCUUGAAUAUGAUGAAUUUGAAUGAUUACACACACUUACUGCAUGCAUAUUGUCACAAAUAGGCUAUAUAUAUAUAUAUAUAUAUAUACACACAAAAGUAUGUGGACACCCCUUCAAAUUAGUGGACUCUGCUGUUUCAGCCACACCCAUUGCUUACCGGUGUAUAAAAUCGAGCACACAG
Messenger RNA from Salmo salar (Atlantic salmon), 4282 nucleotides. RefSeq lists its product as uncharacterized. The record is from RefSeq and is a predicted model, not a curated record. Gene Ontology annotation, molecular function: protein binding; low-density lipoprotein particle receptor activity. Gene Ontology annotation, cellular component: plasma membrane. Lineage: Eukaryota; Metazoa; Chordata; Actinopteri; Salmoniformes; Salmonidae.